Aureobasidium musti is the source of this 327-nucleotide messenger RNA. The record is from the annotation of a GenBank genome assembly. NCBI's taxonomy places the organism in Eukaryota, Fungi, Ascomycota, Dothideomycetes, Dothideales, Saccotheciaceae.
AUGACCUCUGAAGACACACUCCAAAGCCUGCGCGCGCAGAUCCUCGGUACCCAUCCCGCAAUCCCAACCACCACACACACUCCUUACUUACACCUCCUACANGACAACUUCUCCAUCACCAUGCCCGACCAACUCAAAACCAUAAUCGUGCUCGCACACCACAACAACACUUGGUGGUGUAUUGUCUACGGCAACGACAACAAACCCAUCUGGAAGACUGGCAAGGGCUGCGAUACUCCAGAGUUGGCUUUGCGCAAGAUGUUGGUCUCGUCGAGUGAUUUGGUGUUUGAUAAGUUCAAGAAGGAUGGCUUUGGGCUUGAUGUUUGA